ACCAUUAACAUAUUACAUUGCAAACAGUAAACUUACGAAUCAAAUAUGUACUUCAAGGUCCUAGUAAUUGCUGCCACCAUCGCUGUUGCCUCCGGGCAAUACGGAUACAACAAUGGCUAUGGCCAGGCUUCCCACAAUCUUGUUCAGCAUCAACCACAAUACGCUGCUGCUGUUCAACAAGAUUACCAUGAACCAGCUCAUUACUCUUACAACUACGGCGUUCAGGACCCUCACACCGGUGACUUCAAGUCCCAGCAUGAGACUCGUGAAGGCGACGUUGUCCGCGGUGAAUACAGCCUCCACGAAGCCGACGGCACCGUCAGGCGUGUAGAAUACAGCGUAGACCCACACAGCGGAUUCAACGCCGUCGUGCAUCGUGAAGGACAAUCCUCCCACCAGGCCCCCAACCACCACUAAGCAGCAAUCUAGUCAAACUGUUACAUAUUUAGGAUAAGCUCAUUAAAUUGUUUAUAAAAUAA
Molecule: messenger RNA, 479 nt
Organism: Pieris rapae (cabbage white)
Lineage: Eukaryota; Metazoa; Arthropoda; Insecta; Lepidoptera; Pieridae
Product: cuticle protein 7-like
Exons: 4
Coding region: 46-417 (123 amino acids)
Cellular component (GO): extracellular matrix
Source: RefSeq, a predicted model, not a curated record